This is a messenger RNA of Aspergillus fischeri NRRL 181, 3174 nucleotides long. RefSeq names its product valine--tRNA ligase. Gene Ontology annotation, cellular component: cytosol. The coding region runs from base 1 to 3174 and encodes 1057 amino acids. Gene Ontology annotation, molecular function: aminoacyl-tRNA deacylase activity; ATP binding; valine-tRNA ligase activity. Lineage: Eukaryota; Fungi; Ascomycota; Eurotiomycetes; Eurotiales; Aspergillaceae. Gene Ontology annotation, biological process: valyl-tRNA aminoacylation. The record is from RefSeq and is a predicted model, not a curated record. The transcript is spliced from 5 exons.
AUGUCUCAGCCAACUCCCUCUCCGAACCCGGUGGGUGAGCCGAAAGCUCCUAUGACCGACCCCGCCCCUCAGGCCGAUGAUCAGACCAGAAACCAGGUUGUCGACCCUGCCGCGAAGGAUGCGCAGGGUGCUCCUAAGGUCAAGAGUGAGAAAGAGUUAGAGCGAGAACGACGAAAGGCCGAGAAGGCGAAGAAGUUCGCCGAGAAGCAGGCAAAGGCUGCUGCGGCCAAACCUGCGCCUGUCAAGGCUGAAAAGAAGGCCAACAAGAUCGAGAAGGAGAAGACAACCGAUGCAUACGAUCCCAAGGUCAUUGAAUCCGGCCGGUACGAAUGGUGGGAGGAACGUGAUCUUUUCAAGCCCGAGUUCGGCCCCGAUGGCAAGGUCAAGCCCGAGGGUUACUUCGUCAUCCCAAUUCCUCCCCCGAACGUCACAGGUUCCCUGCACAUGGGCCACGCUCUUACCAAUGCCCUUCAGGAUACUAUGAUUCGUUGGGAGCGGAUGAAGGGAAAGACCACUCUCUGGCUUCCUGGUAUGGAUCACGCCGGUAUCUCCACUCAGAGUGUUGUCGAGAAGAUGCUCUGGAAGAAGGAAAAGAAGACCCGCCACGAUCUUGGCCGUGAGGAGUUCACGAAGAGGGUGUGGACUUGGAAGGACGAGUACCAUGCGAACAUCAAGAAUGCUUUGCGGAGAGUCGGUGGUUCUUUCGAUUGGUCGCGUGAGGCUUUCACCAUGGAUCCCAACCUGUCGGCUGCCGUCACAGAGACUUUCGUACGGCUCCACGAAGAAGGCAUCAUCUACCGCGCCAACCGUCUUGUCAAUUGGUGUGUUGCCCUGAAUACCUCUUUGUCCAACCUCGAGGUCGAGAACAAGGAGGUCGAAGGACGUACACUGCUUGACGUGCCUGGCUAUGACAAGAAGAUCGAAUUCGGUGUCUUGACCCACUUCUACUAUGAGAUUGAUGGCACCAAGGAGAGAAUCGAGAUCGCUACCACUCGCCCAGAAACCAUGAUUGGUGACACAGGUAUUGCCGUCCACCCCGACGACAAGCGCUACCAGCACCUUAUUGGCAAGUUCGCCCGUCAUCCCUUCGUCGACCGCUUGAUGCCCAUCGUUGCCGAUACGGAUGUCGAUCCUGAAUUCGGUACCGGUGCGGUCAAGAUCACCCCUGCCCACGAUUUCAACGAUUUCAACCGUGGAAAGGCCCACAACCUCGAGUUCAUAUCCGUUCUGAACGAUGAUGGUACGUUUAACAAGAAUGGUGGCCCAUUCGUUGGCAUGAAGCGUUUCGAUGCCCGUUACAAGGUCAUUGAGAUGCUGAAGGAGAAGGGAUUGUACGUGAAAUGGGAGAAUAACCCCAUGAAGAUUCCUCGCUGUGCCAAGUCGAAUGAUGUUAUUGAGCCUAUUCUGAAGCCCCAGUGGUGGAUGAAGAUGCAAGAUCUCGCCGAGCCUGCCAUCAAGGCUGUUGAGAAUGGUGAAAUUGUCAUCAAACCCGAGUCCGCUGAGAAGAACUACUUCCGCUGGAUGAGAGGUGUCAAUGACUGGUGUCUUUCAAGACAGCUCUGGUGGGGUCACCAGGCUCCUGCUUACUUCGUCAAGGUCGAGGGCGAAGACGGCGAUGACAGUGACGGUAACCUGUGGGUUACCGGGCGUACCGAAGAAGAAGCCCGCAAGAAGGCCGAGGCCAAGUUCCCUGGCAAGACAUUCUCCUUGAUCCGGGACCCAGAUGUGCUCGAUACCUGGUUCUCAUCCGGUCUGUGGCCCUUCUCAACACUGGGAUGGCCCCGCCAGACUCAUGAUCUGGAGAACUUGUAUCCUACAUCUGUGCUCGAGACUGGUUGGGAUAUUUUGUUCUUCUGGGUCGCACGUAUGAUCAUGCUUGGUAUCAAGCUGACCGGCAAGGUGCCCUUCAAGGAAGUUUACUGCCAUUCCUUGAUCAGAGAUUCCGAGGGUCGCAAGAUGUCCAAGUCCCUUGGUAAUGUCAUUGACCCCUUGGAUGUCAUGGAGGGUAUCGAGCUUCAGUCUCUCCAUGCCAAGCUACUUACUGGUAACCUUGCCGAGAAGGAGGUUGCAACUGCUACCAAGUACCAGAAGAAGGCUUUCCCCAAGGGUAUUCCCGAAUGUGGUGCCGAUGCUCUGCGUUUCGCCCUUGUGUCUUAUACUACUGGUGGUGGUGAUAUCGCAUUCGACAUCCAGGUUAUUCACGGCUACCGCCGUUUCUGCAACAAGAUUUACCAGGCUACUAAGUUCGUCUUGGGCAGAUUGGGUGAUGACUUCAAGCCCCUGCCAGCCCCUUCAAAGACUGGCCGGGAAUCUCUCUCUGAGCGCUGGAUUCUGCAUAAAUUCAACACCGCUGUCAAGGAGGUCAAUGAGGCGCUGGCGCAGCGUGAGUUCUCUGUUGCCGCUUCUACGACUUAUCAGUACUGGUACGGGCAGCUUUGCGACAUCUUUAUCGAAAACUCGAAGUAUCUCUUGGCUCCUGAGGUGCCCGCCGAAGUACAGGAAUCGGCCAAGCAGACUUUGUACACUGCCCUCGAGGGUGCUCUGACUCUUAUUCACCCUAUUAUGCCUUUCGUUACAGAGCACCUGUGGCAGCGCCUACCUCGCAGACCUGGUGACGAGACUAUCUCGAUCAUGAAGGCUCGUUAUCCCCAGUACAACCCAGAGUUCAACGACCCCGAAGCCGAGACAGCUUAUGAGCUCAUCCUGAAUACCUCCAAGGCUAUCCGGUCGAUCCUUGCCCAGUAUGAGAUCAAGACUAAGGGCGAUAUUAUUAUCCAGACCUAUGACCCCGUCAGCCACAAGACCAUCUCGGACGAAGUGACCAGCAUCAAGUCCCUGGGUGGCAAGUUUUUGGGAGAGCUCAGCGUAGCUGACCUCGAAGACACCAACCCUCCUUCAGGCUGUGUCGUUGCCCCCGUCGGUGCCCAGGCCGCUGUGUACCUGCGUGUGUCGAAAGAGGUAGCUCUGGAGCAGGAGGAGAAGGCUAAGGCCAGCUUGGAGAAGGCACGCGAGACUGUUCGCCGCCAACAGACUCUCGUCAAUGGCGCUGGAUGGAAGGAGAAGGUUAAGCCAGAGGUUCGUGAGCAGGAAGAGAGAAAGCUUCGGGAUGCCGAGAGUGAGGCUGCGCGGUUGGAAGAGCAGAUUCGCGAAUUUGAGAAGCUUCGCUUGGAGUAA